Aplysia californica (California sea hare) is the source of this 5779-nucleotide messenger RNA. RefSeq lists its product as uncharacterized. Gene Ontology annotation, biological process: regulation of ARF protein signal transduction; actin cytoskeleton organization. Gene Ontology annotation, molecular function: protein binding; guanyl-nucleotide exchange factor activity. The record is from RefSeq and is a predicted model, not a curated record. Lineage: Eukaryota; Metazoa; Mollusca; Gastropoda; Aplysiida; Aplysiidae.
GUGGAGAUGCUAGAGCGCAAGUACGGCGGCUCCAUCCGCUCUCGCCGUGCUGCACGUACCAUCCAGCGAGCCUUCCGCCAGUACUGCAUGAACAAGAACUUCCAGAAGUUACGACACUCCUGCGGGGAACGCCGACUCUCAAAGCGACUAUCGGAACUGGGCCGGAGCAACACUGUGUGGACAGACCGCCUGUCUCAGGACCUGACCACCGACGACAACGGCAAUCUCAGCAGCCUCAGCCACUCCAAUGAGGAAGAGGCGACGUUCGGGCGAAACAUCCGCAACAUGGUGGCCGACUUUGAGAACGCACGCGGCGUUGUUUUGGAUAGUAGCAGCAGACUCCACGCCCACCACUCCCAUCCCCACCAGCUUUACGGACAGGCGCCGCCUGUGAACUUUGACUCCGUGACCCCAGGGAUUGAGAAACAAAGGCGCGCUUCCAGCGGGUCAUCGUGUACUUCUGUUUCUUCUUCCUCCUCCCUCGUGUCUGGCCAGCAGCGCGCUGGAGAGAACAUUAACAGCUACAAGAAAAGGUUGGAGAGGCAUCCGAAUAUCGUAGACGCCUCUACUGCGGCAUCUUAUUACGGCAAAGAGCCGGCGUCCGGAGUCCCCCCGCAUCACCGCGGGCAGUUGAGCCGGAACGCCUUCAGCAGUCCAGGAUUUAAUCUGGAGAGCACGGGAGCUAGUUACGGUCGGCAUAAGAGCGGCCCUGCGAUGCCCGUGAUGAAAUCAUCCAGUGUGGGGAGUAAUUCUUCGGGUGGAUAUCCAGACCCGAACAGUAACGCGGGAUCGCCGUACACCGAACUCGGCUCUGGAGCCGGACAGGGCGAUUUCAUGCGAACGGUGGGGCCCGAGAGCGCGGCCGUGGACCCGCACAGUUUGGACUUUGAGACUCUGCUGGAGAGUAAAGAGACAGACAUUCUCACCGGCAGUUUUCACAGCGACGGCAGCAGUACUACACAAGAGAUAUCAGGCAGCGGCGGCAAUUCUCAUGCCGGCGGCAGCGGCAUGAUCACGCGGCCCUCGACCUCUUCCUUAGGCAGUGGGGAUUACAACCCGGCCUCCGAUCUCUCACGUCUCUCCUCCUCCCCAGCGGGGUCGUUUGACAGCUUCAGGACGUUGUCACACGAUCCUAGCGACUACAUGACGUCAGGAGUAGGGGGCGGAGUCAGCGGCGUCGAGGUGACGGUUGACCCCGCCUCCCCUGACGACCCGAUGUACAGCAAAGAACAGAUGGCCGCGGCCGUGCAGGCUCAGAUGAAGUACUACAUGGCCAACUCCCAAGUCAAACACCGCAGCAACCGCGACGCCAACAUCUCCUCCCCCUCCUCGUUGGGGGCCGGGCCUCCAGCCCCGCCCCCAAGCAACGUAGCUAUCGUCCCGCCUACCCGCGCCGCCAACAACACGGACACGUCCCCAAUCUGGAAGCGGAAAGGCGACGCCCCGGACGCUCGACCCUCACUUGUCGUCGCCAACGGCGGGAGCUCCACUUCCUUGGACCGUAAAGGGGAAGUAAAACGCAUGAGCAACAUCUCGGAGACGAGCGAGCCGGACAGCGUUGAGGGCGGCGUGAGCUCCAGCGGGCUCAGCUCGGAGAACGUGAGCACGGAGAACAUCAGCAUGGGCUCUCUGGGCUCGGAGACCUCGCUGAGCUACCAGCGCAAGCUGCGGAUGAGCAUGGCGCCGGACGCCCAGACCAUGCCCAGGACCAACGACAAGCAGAAGAAGCGAUUGUACCGGAUCGGGCUGAACUUGUUCAACAAGAAACCGGAGCGCGGCCUGGACUUUCUCCUGGACAACCUGUUCCUCGAGGGGUCCGCCCACAGCGUGGCUCGCUUCUUCACCACCCGGAAGGGACUCAGCAAACAGAUGAUCGGCGAGUUCUUGGGCAACCUGCAGAACCCUUUCAACCAGGAGGUGCUUCAGAAUCGAUGACAGUGAAGACAUUGACCGUGACCUUCUCAGCGGCAUCUACGAGCGGGUGAAAAGCCAAGAGUUCAAGGCCGGGGUGGACCAGGUCACACAGGUUAUGAAAGUCGAGCAGACGAUCAUUGGGAAGAAACCGACGCUGAGUUUGCCACACCGGCGCCUCGUGUGCUACUGCCGCCUGUACGAGGUGCACGACCCCAGCAAGAAAGAGAAGAUUGGCCUACAUCAGAGAGAGGUCUUCCUCUUCAACGAUCUCCUCUUGGUGACCAAGAUCUUCAGCAAGAAAAAGACCGGCAUCACCUACUCCUUCCGGAACUCCCUCUCCCUCUAUGGGAUGCAAGUCUACCUCUUUGAAACGUCACAUUACCAGUAUGGUAUCCAGUUGACCAACAACAUAGACGGCAAACCGCUCAUCACGUUCAACGCCCGCAACGACCAUGACAGGCAGAAGUUCGUGGAGGAUCUCAAGGAGUCCAUCCUAGAGACCAACGGCAUGGAGCAGCUGCGAAUCGAGGAGGAGAUGGCUCGCCACCGGACCACUCACAACACCAUGGACAAGCGCUACGCCUGUGACGACUCCCGAGUGCUCGCGUACGACUUGGCCAAGGCCUCGGAGAACCCGCACAACCGCCUGUCCGCCCCUGAGUAUAACAUGAAGAAGCUGCCCCUGUCUAACUCUCUCACUGACCUCACCACAGUGGGUCAGUGUAUUCCGGCAGGCGAGUGCGUGCCGUCUCUGACCCCUAUCCUCCUCCUCCUGGGCACGUGUUGCCCCCAGCUGCUCCCCUCCACCCGCCUGUGUAGACACACCGCCCCCUCCAUCCUCUUCUUCACCUCUCAGCCUUCGGUCGACGAUCCGGUGAUGAAGCGGGGCAGCAGUGGAGCAUCUCUGGACAGUGGGAUGGCGUCUGGUAGCGUGGGCAGCACCAGCAGUGACACCCACCCCAGCACCGUGUUCACCCCGAGCCCCACGGCCCAACCCUCUGGCCGCUUGGCCCCCGCCCCCAUGAGCCAUCUAGGCGUGGCCGGAGGGAAGAGACAGCAGCCGCCGCCCCGAGGCCCCAUCAUGUUCCGACAGAGCAUUCCUGACGGCACAGAAGUCUAGCAUGAACGACAUUGAAACUCAUCGUACGUCCACGAAUUCCAUCAGGAAUUUGCGAGUGACUUUGAAGUCAUAACAUUUAAGGAAGAAGAAGUCAUAACAUUUGCGGAGGACUUUAGUUUGUACAGAGUGACUUCCUCCCGAUGAUUUCAGAGUCCUGACAUUUGUUGUCAUGCUGUGUUGUGUCAGGUCAGGGCAUUCAUUCCCAACUGUCACUGAAUUUUCAUACUUGUACUUUAUGAUGUUCAAACAGGACAUCCUCAACUGGUACUGAAAUUUAACAUUUGUGCACGGUCUUGUUCUAGGAGGCUUUGUAGUUAUAUCUGGCACUGGAUUUCCAUAAUUUGUGCGCUGGACAUUUUUUGGGGUGAUUUUUUCACUUGAUCAAAGAGUCAGGGAAGUGAUAAUGUUUGUUGUUUUCUUAUUUCAUGGAUACAUCAACAUAAGACCAACACCUACGUAUAUACAAUGCUACCUUUCACCUAACGUCCUUGGACUACAUUUAAUGGAUUAUUCUCAAAAGAGAGUGAUAUUCUGUUUUUCAAGCUCUGGUUGCGAAGUCGGGGAACACUCAGCCGUACUUCUGGCCUAUCAUAGCUCAUGUGACCCUUGGUAUAUGGUACCCCUCUCAAGUUCACACAAGAUCCCCAAUGUGGUGAUGCAGUUGAUUCAAAACUCGACCAAAGAGAGAAGAAGAAGUUCCUUGUUUUACUCGCCUCGUCAUUCUGGUGGGGGAGCAAGGAUUCCUUCCCCUUGGUCGUAGAGAGGCUUUGAGUUCAGCAUCUUUUACAGCAGCCAAGCUCUCUCACCCUGCUUGCUUACGUCACGGAGAUGUGGUUCAACAAACUCACGGAUUUUCCCUGCAAAUCUAACAGUUGUCUGACAACAAAAACAUUUGACUGCACCGCUCCGAAGUCUGCUUGCCACAUCAACAAGCUUUUACACCUUAUAUUAAUUAUUAUUAUUUUUAUUAUUAUUAUGCACUCACACACACAAAGGGCUCAAGGACUAUUUUUCUGCCUAUGGGACCAGUGACAUCUAAUAUAGUUUCCCCUUCUUCACAAUGGUAAAAAUAAUAGUACGAUACAUUUCUGGUCAAUUGUACUAAUAUGUACUGUACAUUUUUGAUCAAUUGUACUAAUUUGUACAGUGGUACAUUUCUGAUCAAGUGUAGGUACUAAUUUGUACAGUGGUACAUUUUUGAUCAAUUGUACUAAUAUGUACAGUGGUACAUUUUUGAUCAAUUGUACUAAUAUGUACAGUAGUACAUUUCUGAUCAAGUGUACUAAUAUGUACAGUGCAUUUCUGAUCAAGUGUACUAAUUUGUACAGUGGUACAUUUCUGAUCAAGUGUACUAACUUGAACAGUGGUACAUUUCUGAUCAAGUGUACUGAUUUGUACAGUAGUACAUUUCUGAUCUAGAGUGUUUGACAAGAUCAUACAUAUUUCACUGUAGCAGCGCCGCCACGUGGAUGUGUGUAGGUGUGUCUUCUCAAACAUGUGUGUGUUUGUGUGUGUGCACUGUAUUUCCAUACUGAGAGCCUGACUAGUGGAAACUGUGCUUGAUGUGAUCCUCCAUACUAUCUGCACACACUGUGUGUUGUUAUCGGCACUGGUUGUGCACAGUGUGUACCACGGUGUCUACGCGCCAUGCCUGUUCACGUGUCUACACGCCCGUGUUGCGGUGUUACACACAGCGUGUACCACAGACAGUCGUGGUUAGUCAGUGUACGUGCGCGUGCCAUACAAAAAGAUGCAAUGAUUUGUACAGUGCAUGUACAGGAGUUGUUUUGCUGUAUUCAUCAUACCAUUAUUUUGGGGGAAUUUUUAUAUGUGUUUGGUGGAUUGCGGGGGCAUACUUGUAUGGUUAUAAUGUUUGGGAAUGAGACAUGAAGAAAUAAGUCGUGUGUUAUAUUUAAACUAUAGAAUGACAGAAAGUGUCCCUAUAUGAGUAGGGUAUGAAUGAACAAAAUAUUUGUUGGUGUAUAGUGUGUGAGAGAGAGAGAGAGAGAGAGAGAGAGAGAGAGAGAGAGAGAGAGAGAGAGAUAGAGAGAGAGAGAGAGAGAGAGAAAGAAAGAGAGAGAGAGAGAGAGUGGUUGUUGAGUAUGGAUGACAAGAGGUUUGUUUGUCAGCCGAGUGUAUUUUGGAGGGUUUCUUUUUACCAUGAACUGUACCAAAUGUUGUUGUAGUGUACCAAAGUAUGUUGUAAGAGUUUUGUACAGCUUUGUCCUCAUGUUGGUCACAGAGUCUGUUCUUGUUGUAUUUCUUGUGUAUUGAAUAUUGUGUGUAUACGUUAAAUAUACAGGUAAAAAUGUUAUACUUAGAGUCUUAUGUUGGGGUUGAAGUCAGCCUUUUCUCUGCUGUCAGAAAUAAGUUCUCAAAAAACUUCAGUUUCUGUGUGAGGAAGACGAGAGACACUGUUCAAUGGGGAAAGACAGUUGCUCUGGGUUUUUUGUUGUUGUUUUUCUCCCUUGAAAGCACAGUUCCAGAUGCAGUAAAGCUCAAACAUAAUUGGAAAAAAGGCUCCAUGAAGAGUAAUUUACUUUUCUAAAAAUGUCAAACUUUUUGUACUCAGAAAUCUUCAGAUUGUGUCUCUAUCAAAGCUCAUAAAUGUCGUGAAUAAUAUUCUGGACUGUCUGUUUUUUUCCAGAUUGUGCUUCUGUUGUUUCAGAAGUUGCUGGGAACCUUUUUGAGAACAUAAUAAAACUUUCCUUGAAGUUGAAGGACAAUAUUUGUCCGGAGGUAUGA